Messenger RNA from Prorocentrum cordatum, 348 nucleotides. NCBI's taxonomy places the organism in Eukaryota, Dinophyceae, Prorocentrales, Prorocentraceae. The record is from the annotation of a GenBank genome assembly.
AUGAAGAAGUGGGAGGAGAAGGAGUGUCUCCUCACGGCGGAACUGGCCGAAGCUAAGGAGUGGGCGAAGUGGUUUCGGGAGAAGAUGCUGAAUUCGGCCAGGCUGCGCUUCCAGCAAAUAGCGCGUCAACUGCAGAUACCGCCAGGGGCGGGUAUGAGGGCAGAGUUUGAGUCGUCAAUUGAGUCGUUAAAGCGUCAACUGGACAUACCUGAUAGUCUGAGGGAAGAGUAUGAGUCGUUAGAGAGGAAGAUCCAUCGCCUCGAGACGGUGACCGGGGACGAGGGGCACGGCACAUGUUCAACGCGUGAGGUCCCGCGCCAGCCAGACCUUUGGAACAAAAAAAGGUAG